Molecule: messenger RNA, 429 nt
Organism: Tinamus guttatus (white-throated tinamou)
Lineage: Eukaryota; Metazoa; Chordata; Aves; Tinamiformes; Tinamidae
Gene: MEIG1
Product: meiosis/spermiogenesis associated 1
Cellular component (GO): nucleus
Source: RefSeq, a predicted model, not a curated record
UGUACAGGCCAGCCGAAUUAAUGGUCAGUCAGGAAGUGCCAGGCACACCUCGAUGCACCGAGGAAGCACAUUCGUUAGAUGAACAGAGUACAUCCUAUACAGAAGUGCACAGCCCUAGUAACAUGAAAAAGUCUGAAAUUUCUGGAGUCAUGGCAAAAGCUGACAUCAAACCCAAGUCUAUAUGUCAUGCCAAAAAAUGGUCAGAUGAGGUAGAGAACUUAUACAGAUUUCAGCAAGCUGGCUACAGAGAUGAAGUUGAAUAUAAACAAGUAAAGCAAGUUGAUACGGUAGAGUGUUGGCCAGAAACUGGAUUUGUUAAGAAACUACAGAGAAGGGACAAUACUUUCUAUUAUUACAAUAAGCAAAGAGAAUGUGAAGACAGAGAAGUUCAUAAAGUAAAAGUUUACGUGUAUUAAUCUUGUUUUUGUU